AUGGACCCCUCUGCCGACGGCUUCGAUGACCUGCUCCGCGAACUGGAGAUGAACUCCGGAACGCCAGCGGCCCCUGGCGCCACCCAGCCAAAUGAUGACGGCGCUGUGUUGGAUCUCUUUGCGCAAUUGGAUGCCGCGCCGGGCGGCCAGCUUAUUGUCCCGCCGGCCCUGGUCGGACAGGCCAGCAGCUCGGUCCUUUCGGCCGGGCCGCAGCCCAGCGGCUCGGUCCUUUCGGCCGGGCCGCAGCCCGGUUCUCCAGGCGACCAGGCCGAGGAUGACGACGAGGAGGAAGAUGAAGACCCGGAGUUGGCGCGCGAGCUCGAGCGCAUGAUCGAGCAGCAGCGCCAGGCGGCCGCCGCCGGCGCCACCGAUGCGGAAUCGGCUGACGCCGUCGCCGCCGUCGAUGCGACUGCCCCUGCUGCGAAUGUGGCUGGUCUUGCACGUGCGGCCGCCGAGGACGCGCCCGGCGGCGCCAUUCCCUCCGAGGAGCCUGCCACUUCCGGGCCCAAUGGCCCUGGCGAUGGCGACGAUGAGGCGGCCGCGGCCAACUGGCUUGGCCAGCACCAGCUGGACUCGGAGCUGGAUGCGCGGAUGCGUGCCGCCGCUGAGGCAGCCCUGGCCGCGGUGCAGGCGUCAAUGGCCCCAGCGGAGGAUGCUUUCGUCGCGCCGGCGGCGCCGGGCGGCCUGGCCGCCCCCCAGGCCCCGGCCCCGGGUCCCAGCCCGGCCGAAGUGGCGGCCCCGCCACCGGACAAGGCAAAGCGCUCGCGGCCGAAUGACCAGCAGCCGGCGCAAAAGCGCGAGCGCGUGCUCUACGUCAGCGGGCUGCCGCCAGAUGUGUCGCUGGUCGAGGUGGCUGACACCUUCUCCCGGUAUGGGAUUCUGGAUGUGGAUGCGGAGGAAAUCGCCGCCCACAUCCGGCGUGUGGCCACCGGCGGGAUUUACGACUCCGACGACGAGGAGGACACCCAGGACCCGAGCGACCCGUCGCGGUAUUGGGAGCUGUCGCGCGGGCCGCGGCCGCUGGUGCGCUUCUACCGCGAUGAGGCCGGCCAGCUGAAGGGCGAUGGAACGGUGGCCUACUUCCGGCCGGAGUCCGUGCCGCUGGCCAUCGACAUGCUCGAUGGGUUUCCCCUUCGGCCGGAUCGCCCGCCGGGGCAGAACUUCCCGCUGAGCGUGCGCCGGGCGGUCUUCUCCCCCCAGUCGGGGGACAAGUCGCGUGAGCCUGCGGCCAAGCGCUCGCGGCAGCAGGCCUCCCGGCCAGCCGGGGCCGAUGCGCCCGAACUGUCGGCCAAGGAACAGGAGAAGGCCCGGCGUGAGGAGCUCAAGCGGCGCAUGAUGACCCGGGCCAAGUACGAGUUUUUGGAAGGCCGUCUGAACUGGGACUCAGAGCGCGAUGCCGCGGCUCGGGCCAAUGCCGACUGUCGGCUUGUGUAUUUGGAGAACAUGUUCACCAAGCAGGAAAUCGAGGAGGACGUCGGCCUCCUGGUGGACCUGAAGGAGGACAUUCUCGAGGAGUGCGAGACCUUCGGUGUUGUCACCUCGAUCACCAUCUACGAUCUCCACCCGAAGGGCGCCUGCACGAUCCGCUUCGAGCAGCCGGAAUCCGCGGCCGAGUGUGGCGCCUGCACGAUCCGCUUCGAGCAGCCGGAAUCCGCGGCCGAGUGUGUGCGCGCACUGAAUGGCCGCUUUUUCGGCGGACGCACCGUCAAGGCGGUCCUCUUCAAUGGGCGCCUCCGCCGGCUGGCCAAGUACCGCAGUGCCGCGGACCAGGACCCCGCGCCAGAGGAGCCCGAGACUGGCGGCGGGCCCGGCUCAUCGCUGGCGGAUCCCUUCGGCGGGUCGGACGACUCUGACGAUGAGGAUUACGCCCGGCACAUGGCGGCGGUCAUGGCAAGCAGCCGGAAUGGUCCCGGCCGCGAUCGGUCGACCGGCCACCGCCGGCAGGAGGACGAGGACGACGAUUUCGAUGACUUCUACCUGAACUUCGGCAAGAAUCAGGCGGUGGAUGAUUACGCCCGGCACAUGGCGGCGGUCAUGGCAAGCAGCCGGAAUGGUCCCGGCCGCGAUCGGUCGACCGGCCACCGCCGGCAGGAGGACGAGGACGACGAUUUCGAUGACUUCUACCUGAACUUCGGCAAGAAUCAGGCGGUGGAUGUGUCAGAUGAUUAG
Molecule: messenger RNA, 2169 nt
Organism: Fonticula alba
Lineage: Eukaryota; Rotosphaerida; Fonticulaceae
Exons: 6
Coding region: 1-2169 (722 amino acids)
Cellular component (GO): U2-type spliceosomal complex; U2 snRNP
Molecular function (GO): RNA binding
Source: RefSeq, a predicted model, not a curated record